AUGAGGGAGGGUACCACCGUCCCACGUGUCCUCAUCACCGCAGACCCAACGGAAUAUGUGAAGAUCAUGCUGGCAGUGUUGUGCUUGGUCUUUGCUGCAGUGGGCGAGAGGCUUGCGGUUUCAGAGGGGAGUGCGGCUGCGGGGCAGGAUGCGGCUGCGUGGGACUGGCUGGCGCCGCCGGGGCUGCACGACGGCGGGGACACCGCGGCCCAGGUCACCUAUCCCGAGCGGCUGGUGCAGCGGGUCGAGUCCCAGGAAGAAAUGGCUCACCGCCACUUGGAUACCAGGGUGAAGAGUAGCACCGGAGACGCCUCGCCAGUCCACUUGGCCCAGAGUUGUUUCCAGGUGGAAGCCUUUGGACACAACUUCACUUUGGACCUGGAGCUCAACCAUCACCUUCUGUCCUCCGAAUACGUGGAACGGCACUUUAACGAAGAUGGCAAACCUUCACAGUCUAUGGGAGGAGAGCACUGCUACUACCAGGGGAGGUUGAGAGGUCUACCAGAGUCUUGGGCAGCUCUCUCCACCUGCCAUGGUCUUUGUGGCAUGUUCUCAGAUGGUUUUUUCUCCUACGGGAUUGAGCCUAUUCUCAACGGGAGCAGUCAGGAUGACGGUGCUCACUUGAUCCGCAGGAUGCCUGAUAUUAGACUGUCCCCCGACUGCCCAGACUGUGCCGAAGACAGCCGGUGGGAUCGUCACAGCGGAGGUGAUGGUGAUGAUGACAGACCAAAUCAAAUGAAGGAGCAGCAGGCCACUGGGGGAUUGAGGCGAUCUAAGAGAUAUGUCCGCAGGCCCUCUGUUCAGACUGAGACCAAAUAUAUCGAACUGAUGGUGGUCAACGACUACGAGAUGUUUGUGCAGCUGCGUCGCUCCAGCAGUCAGACCAAAAACUUUGCCAAAGCGGUGGUCAACAUGGCAGACGCGAUCUACAAGGAACAGCUGAACACAAGAAUCGUGUUAGUUGCCAUGGAGACCUGGUCCUCUGAAAAUAUGAUGCCGGUAGUGGUGGACCCUUUGACCACGCUGCAAAACUUCAUGAAAUACAGGAAGGAUAGCAUCAAAGAACAGAGUGACGUCGUCCACCUCUUCUCGGGGCGUACGUUCCAGAGUAGCCGCAGUGGGACAGCCUACACAGGAGGAGUGUGCUCUCUAACCAGGGGAGGGGGCAUCAAUGAGUAUGGGAAUGUCGGUGCCAUGGCCAUCAUGCUGUGCCAGAGUCUCGGCCAGAACAUCGGGAUGAGGUGGAACAACGUGCGCAUGUCAGCAGGAGACUGCAGGUGUCCAGAUUCCUGGCUGGGCUGCAUCAUGGAGGACACUGGAUACUACCUACCCAGAAAGUUCUCUCGCUGCAGUGUGGAUGAGUACAUCCAGUUCUUACUCCAGGGGGGCGGUAGCUGCCUCUUCAACAAGCCCAACAAGCUGUUGGACCCUCCAGAGUGUGGAAAUGGCUUUGUGGAGCCAGGAGAGGAAUGUGACUGCGGGUCGCAGGUGGAGUGUGCCCGUAGUGGGGGGGCUUGCUGUAAAAAAUGCACACUGACCCACGAUGCCAUGUGCAGUAAUGGACUCUGCUGCACUGGCUGCAGGUACGAGCUGAGAGGAGUGGUGUGUCGAGAGGCUGUCAAUGACUGUGACAUCCCAGAAACCUGCACUGGAGACUCCAGCCAGUGUCCACAUAAUGUCCACAAGCUUGACGGAUACAUGUGUGAUAGCAGUCAGGGUCGCUGUUAUGGAGGUCGAUGCAGGACUCGUGAUGGACAGUGCAAGGGACUUUGGGGUUAUAAUUCAGCAGACCGGUUCUGUUAUGAGAAGUUAAAUGCUGAGGGGACUGAGAAAGGCAACUGUGGGCCCGGUCCAGAUGGCAAGGGCUGGCUGCAGUGCAACAAGCCAGACGUUUUAUGUGGCUUCUUAUUCUGUACCAAUAUGACGGUGAAGCCAAAGUUUGGAGACCUGCAGGGUGAAGUGACUAGCCUGACCAUUUAUCACCAGAACAAGUACCUGGACUGCAGAGGCGGCCAUGCUCUGCUGGAGGACGGCUCAGACCUGGGUUACGUGGAAGAUGGUGCUCCUUGCGGGCCCAACAUGAUGUGUCUGGAGCGACGCUGCCUCCCUGUGGCAGCCUUCAACCUCAGCACCUGCCCUGGCUCCAACUUAGGACGCACCUGCUUCGACCACGGGACGUGCAGUAAUGAGGUGAAGUGUAUCUGUGACAGGGACUAUACUGGAAAGGACUGCAGUGUGUUUGAUCCUAUCCCUGAACCGACACUCCCGGCAGGACCAGAGAAGAAAGGUCCCAGUGGCACCAAUAUCAUUAUAGGGUCCAUCGCAGGUGCUAUUCUCCUGGCAGCUAUAGUCCUAGGGGGAACAGGAUGGGGAUUUAAGAACAUCCGAAGAGGAAGGUAUAACACCAUGAUGCCAUAA
This is a messenger RNA of Lampris incognitus (smalleye Pacific opah), 2418 nucleotides long. Its product is annotated as disintegrin and metalloproteinase domain-containing protein 11-like. Gene Ontology annotation, biological process: proteolysis. Bases 1 to 2418 code for a protein of 805 amino acids. NCBI's taxonomy places the organism in Eukaryota, Metazoa, Chordata, Actinopteri, Lampriformes, Lampridae. Gene Ontology annotation, molecular function: metalloendopeptidase activity. The record is from RefSeq and is a predicted model, not a curated record. The transcript is spliced from 26 exons.